Molecule: messenger RNA, 258 nt
Organism: Clunio marinus
Lineage: Eukaryota; Metazoa; Arthropoda; Insecta; Diptera; Chironomidae
Source: the annotation of a GenBank genome assembly
AUGUUGGUUAUCGGAACAUCUGCUGGUCAUUACUCUUCACCAUUAUUCUUCCGGCAUAAACACGAGAGCCCGAUUUUGCAAUUUUGCAUCAUCGCCUUGCGCUGUUAUUUAUGUGUUGGAUGGGUUUUGAUGUUUCGAAAUGAUUCUUUUUUUUCGCUUCGUUGUGUUUCCUUUCAAUGGAUAGAGCAACAUGUUACUUUUCCUUCACAUCAAGAAACUCAAAAACUUAACAAAAGAAUGAAUGUUCAUCACUUUUAA